AUGAGCGAUAUUACUAGUAGUCACAUUGAGAGCUUUUUCCACCUCUUCAGCACCUAUAUAUUCUACAUAGAAGUCUUGAAUCAGGUGGAAGGUACAGGUCUAGAUUCGAUACAUGACGAUCCCAGAGACGAAUACUUCGAUAUUGUUAGAAAACAUCCUGGAUAUGUGGACUUCGCGAAAUAUUGGGAUGUCAAUCUAGCUCCAUGGAUACCCACCAUAAUCACUGAAUCUCGACCCCGUUUGGAGUGGUUUCAUUGGGAAUUCGUGAAGUACUAUGUGUCCGGCUUCAAGCAACGAGAAGAUCAGGAAUUCAAACUCGAUAACCGAAUUUUGGCUCUAAAGUGUAUCAGAUCCAAGAAGGCUUUGUUCAAAGAAGUUCCCCCUGGGCUCCAAUAUCGUGACUGCUACUAUGAGCUUGUUGAUAUCACCAGGCUUCUAGCUAUAAGGAUGUCGUUUGAUGAGAAAUUAUUGGUUAUUGAGGAGGCGCUAAACAGGAUUAAAGGGCAGAAUGAAGAAGAAAAAGAGGCCGCCUUUGCGACGUUCAAAGAAACGAACUAUGGAAGCGCCUUCAAAUAA
Hymenoscyphus albidus is the source of this 576-nucleotide messenger RNA. The record is from the annotation of a GenBank genome assembly. NCBI's taxonomy places the organism in Eukaryota, Fungi, Ascomycota, Leotiomycetes, Helotiales, Helotiaceae.